Molecule: messenger RNA, 861 nt
Organism: Dioscorea cayenensis subsp. rotundata (Guinea yam)
Lineage: Eukaryota; Viridiplantae; Streptophyta; Magnoliopsida; Dioscoreales; Dioscoreaceae
Exons: 3
Coding region: 1-861 (286 amino acids)
Source: RefSeq, a predicted model, not a curated record
AUGGAGGGCCUCGACCGUAUAGCUAAGAAAUCCUCGUCGAGGGCAUCUGGCAGCAAGCGUAGGACUCCAAAUAAAAGAUGGAAGGCUGAGUUCGACAGGUUUUUGAUUCCACUUCUUGUUGACCAAGUUAGAAAAGGGUUGAAAUGUGACAAAUUAUUUGAAAGAGCAGGAUUUGCCUUUGUUGCUGUUGCCGUCAAUUCUAGAUUCAAGACUGAGUUCAAUGCUAAGAACAUAAAAAAGGUGAGAGAUCUCAGUGGUGCAGGUUGGGAUGAUGCCACGAAGACCAUCACCCUUGACCCCCUAGUUGCUUUAGCUUACGUUGAGGCUCACCCAGCAACUAAGCCUGUUAUAAACAAACCAAUUGAACAUUAUGAAGAACUAAGGCUUAUAUGUGGUGAGGAUAAUGCAACGGGCUCGUAUGCAACUUCUAUGUUUGAUGACUUCGGGGAUAAAUCAGACCAUGGAGGCAAUAACAUGGACAACUUUGAUGAAUCCCCAGUAGAUCAGCCAAGUGAUGAUGAUGCUGAUGCUGAUGCAAACUCUGCCCCACCAGUUGUUAGCAGCCCUGCCACAUCCUCUACUCCAAGGUCACAACGCUCAAGCAGGGGAUCGAAGAACCCUUCAAUGAUGGGUGAUCUCAUUAUUAUGGUGGGAGAAAUGGCAUCUGCCAUUAAGAACCCUACCCACUGGUCAGAGACCUUGUAUGCAAAGGUUAUGGAGGUAGAUGGUUUUCAUAAGAAAAAACUUGUUGAUGCCUUUUACUAUCUGCAGCUUCGUGAAGUUGAGGCCAGAGGUUUCAUGGUCAAGGAUAUGGAACUCAGGAAGGAUUGCAUUGAAAAAUACCUAUCUAGGAUGGAUUGA